AACAGAUAGCUCGAUUUUGCCACUGCGCAUGCGCGCGCAAAGGACAGUGGGAAAAAUUGUUGGUAAGGAAAUUUGUUAAUACUUUUUCGUCACGUCGCGUCGUACCCGUACGUACAAAGAGCGCCUAGUUUGAAAGUGUAACCAUAAUUAUCAUUUUUAUUUUUAUCGUUUUAAGAAGUUGAGUAAUUUGUUCAGCAUGAACCUUGAAGUCACUGAUGAAGAACUUUGGGGAUGUGUCAGGCAGUUCGACGUGAAAACAUUGCAGGAAUUUCUGUCAAAAGUGGACGUUCCGAAAAGCGGUUCUAAAGACUGUCUGCAAAAGCGGCUGUUCUAUGCAUUGAAGUUGGGACUCCCCAUAGUGCCCACGGCCAGUAACGAAGAACUGAGCAGACGUGAAAGCCGGGAGAGAAAGCUUCGCUUUGGAGAACAAUUUAAGUUGCCUCACCCCCUCACUCUCGAUGGCUGGGAAGGUACAUCCGCAAAUCUUCCACCAAUUACAGAAGAAAAAGUAAACCAUUAUUUCCGGACACGAAACAAAGAACUUGAGAUAAGUACAGAUGGCAGCAAAUCUCUCGGUCAAGGAAGGAGCAUGGCAGUUUCCAGGGGCAGGGUGCACACAGUUGAACACCACCACAUCAGUGAUAUUGGCUCAGCUACAUUCGAGGACUGGUUGUACCACAAACAAGAGUUCAUGAGCAGCCAUACAUGGUGUGGAUCCUUGUAUUUAAAAAUACAGGUGUUAUACAUCAGGCAGAUUGUCAUUGCAUUGCAGGGCUCAGCGGUAUGUGUAAACACGUUGCAGCACUAUUGUCAUUUGUGACACAACAAGUGGAAUGUGGUUCCAGUGAGUCAUGCACAAGCCAGCUUCAACAGUGGCACAGGCCAAGCAGCAGCAAUCUUAACCAGAAAUUAAAGACAUCGGCAUUCCUGAAAGACAUUAAAACACCCAAAGUGUCAUCUUCAAUGUGUGACAAUAGGAAGGGUCGAAGGGACAUGUUUGAUCCCCGCGCUGUGGUAAACAAGAAAGUAAGAAAGCUAUGCGAUUAUGAUUUAGAUAGUUUGGCUGACAUAUCAAAUGGUAAGGCUGCAGUGCUCUUAUAUGCAGCACAUCAAAGGCAUGUUCACCCAACAUUGACAUCAAAGCCGGAUAUCAAUCAUCUAAAUUCCACAUUAGAUGAAGAUAUAUCAUCAUCUUCACCAAUUAGAGUUUCAUCUGUUGUAGAUGCCUUUAGAGAAGUGAAGAAAAGUGCAGGUACUGAUGCAGCCACAUACACAGCUAUGACAAAAGAGAUGGCCUGUAGUGGUCGCAGUAGAGAGUGGUUGGCUGAAUCAACAUGUCAACAGGCAGAAUCACAUAUGUGGCACAAACACAGAGUUGGGCGCAUAACUGCCUCUAACAUGGGGGCUGUUACGAAACACGUGGAUGAAUCUGGGAACCUUACUGGCUCCACACAUAGCAUCAUUGCUACUGUGAUGUCUUACUAUAAGGACUUUGUAUCACCAGCCACCACCUAUGGUAAAAAACAUGAAGCUGUAGCAAAAUCUAAAUAUCUGAUGAAGAUGCGCAGAACACAUA
Molecule: messenger RNA, 1576 nt
Organism: Patiria miniata (bat star)
Lineage: Eukaryota; Metazoa; Echinodermata; Asteroidea; Valvatida; Asterinidae
Exons: 4
Coding region: 197-820 (207 amino acids)
Source: RefSeq, a predicted model, not a curated record